This is a messenger RNA of Schistocerca americana (American grasshopper), 1361 nucleotides long. Its product is annotated as juvenile hormone acid O-methyltransferase-like. NCBI's taxonomy places the organism in Eukaryota, Metazoa, Arthropoda, Insecta, Orthoptera, Acrididae. The coding region runs from base 54 to 1361 and encodes 435 amino acids. The record is from RefSeq and is a predicted model, not a curated record. The transcript has 8 exons.
UUCACAAGCUGUUGGUGCCUGGAGGAGAGGCUGUCUUCAGCAUAAUAGCUAACAUGGUGUUUUACACAGCGUUUGAAGAAAUGGCGAAAGACUCGCGUUGGGCGCGGUACAUGCAGGACGUGGAGGAGUUCGUAUCUCCGUACCAGCACAGUGAGGACCCAGUGAGCGACUUCCGCCAGCUGCUGCAGAGCGAGGGCUACCAGGUGCUGCACUGUGACGUAGCGCCGCAGGUGCUCUUCUUCCCGAGUGAGAUGCAGCGCAGAGAUUUUCUGAAGUCAGUAUGUCCAUUCCUGGACCGAGUUCCGGUAGACCAGAAGGAUAAUUUCUUAGAUGAUUGGCUACAGCGUAUGGAGAAAUUGAAUGGAUUAUCAAAGGUCGUUGGAAGCAGUGAAGAGCCGAAAUACUACAUCCACUUUAACAUGAUGGUGGCUAUGGCCAUAAAACUGCAUCAGCAUCUUGUUCCUGGCUGUGAGGAGGAUAGACUUCUAACCAGCUUGGCUGAGCAAGAAGUGUACACCAGCAUGGAUAAGCCAGACUUGUACAACCUCGGGUGUGCUCCCCUCACGCUGCUGGCCGCCAAGCAGGUUGACGAGCUGUGGCCGGUCCUCACGUGGCCGAGGCAGCCGCUGCCGGUGCUCGACAUUGGCUGCGGGCCCGGUGACGUCGCCAGGAAGGUUUUAGCCCCGCGGCUGCCACCGGGUACGAAGCUGGUGGCCUGCGACAUCAGCACAAAGAUGCUGGAGUUCUGCAGGCAGCACAACGCGCUGCCAGGCACCAUCACGUACGAGCAGCUGGACGUGGUUCAGCCCGACCUGGAGAACUCCGCCGUGUGGCAGUACGCGCCCUUCGGCAAGGUGUUCUGUUUGCUGCUGCUGCAUUGGGUGCCCGACAACAGGCGCGCUGUCCAGAACAUUCAAAAGCUGUUGGUGCCUGGAGGAGAGGCUGUCUUCAGCAUAAUAGCUAACAUGGUGUUUUACACAGCGUUUGAAGAAAUGGCGAAAGACUCACGUUGGGCGCGGUACAUGCAGGACGUGGAGGAGUUCGUUUCUCCGUACCAGCACAGUGAGGACCAAGUGAGCGACUUCCGCCAGCUGCUGCAGAGCGAGGGCUACCAGGUGCUGCGCUGUGACGUCGCGCCGCAGGUGCUCUUCUUCCCGAGUGAGAUGCAGCGCAGAGAUUUUCUGAAGUCAGUAUGUCCAUUCCUGGACCGAGUUCCGGAAGACCAGAAGGAUAAUUUCUUAGAUGAUUGGCUACAGCGUAUGGAGAAUCUGAAUGGAUUAUCAAAGGACGUUGGAAGCAGUGAAGAGCCGAAAUACUACAUCCACUUUAACAUAAUGGUGGCUAUGGCCAGAAAAUUGUAA